Molecule: messenger RNA, 2679 nt
Organism: Fragaria vesca subsp. vesca
Lineage: Eukaryota; Viridiplantae; Streptophyta; Magnoliopsida; Rosales; Rosaceae
Exons: 5
Coding region: 249-2345 (698 amino acids)
Source: RefSeq, a predicted model, not a curated record
AAACAAACAAACAGAAAUUGAAAAGAAAAAAAAAUCAAUAACUGUGUUCUUAGAUCUUCUGUGUUCCUCUCCCCCAUAAACCCUUGUUCUCAGGUUGAGGAGUGUAUGCGUUUUCCGGCGAGAGUGAAGCUCCGGGCGGUGUCCAGGCUGGAGUGUGGCUGAGUAUGGACGGUGGAGAUUGAAAGUUUUGUGCUUUUCAGAUUAGAGUUUUAUUGGGGUUUUGAUUUUCGUGUCGGUUUGUGGUGGAGAUGGGGAGUUCCGGCGAGUCCGGUAAUAACGGCAUUGAUGCGUCAGUGGGGUCCUUGGUUUGGGUCCGGCGCCGAAACGGGUCGUGGUGGCCGGGCAGGAUUGUGGGGCUGGACGAGUUGUCUGAGGAUUUUGUGGUUUCGCCUAGGUCCGGGACUCCGGUGAAGCUUCUCGGCCGGGAUGACGCAAGCGUGGACUGGUAUAAUCUUGAAAAAUCCAAGAGGGUGAAACCUUUUCGCUGUGGGGAGUAUGACGAAUGCAUUGCAAAAGCAAAGGCUGCUGCAGCUAACCCCAACAAGAAGGCAGCGAAAUAUGCACGGAGGGAAGAUGCCAUUAUUCAUGCUCUUGAGAUUGAGAAUGAGCGCCUAGCCAAGGAUAAUGUAAAUAUCAGCUCUCGAAUGAGUAACUCUGGUGGUGACCGUGAUUGCUCAGCCAGGGAAUCACCUGCCACGUCUCACUCUGGCGAGGAGAAUGGAGAUAUGACUGAUGAUGGAAGGAGAAAAAGAACACCAAAUGAUUCAGAGGAUGAUGGAACAGAAGGAGUUAAGCGCAUGAGAGGACUUCAGGACCUGGGAAUGGGUGUGGUAUCAAAAAGGUCAGUCCAGACGGAAGGGCUUCUUGAAAUAGUUCAGCACGACAAUGCUUCACUCUUACAUUCAAACACUCAGAAUGGCAUGCCCAAUGGAAGUCUUGCAAAUGGAAGCAAAAAUUCCUCAUCCUUGAGAAGAAAGAGAUCUCCAGUGGCAACCGCUAAUGAAUUCCUGAAAAGAAAAAGUCGUAGCCGACCUCUGACAAAGGUUUUGGAGAGUACUGAAAUGGUGUCUAUUCCAGUUACAGGUGACCAACUUCCAAAUUCAAGUGGUUCAUCUCUUCAAUUAUCUGACGGCAAGGUUCCUGAAUUAGAACUAAACGAGUCAAAAAGGAGUUUAUCUAUGGACCACACCGGAGUUUCAUGUGAUAAUGAUGCUUCAACAGAUGCUCCUGAACAAGCUACAGUGUCUUCCUAUAUUAAUCAGAUGAAAGAGAAUGAAAUUGUCAGCAAAUCUGAGUUAUUGGAGAAUGGUUCUUCUAAAAGAAUCUUUGAUGUGCGGCUUGUUGGUGAAGAAAAACGCCCUUCAGGUAAUUCUGCUGUACUUGCUCCUUGUUCAUCUGGAAGGCCUGAAAUUGGUGUGGCGGCAAGGCAAUCUAAUCGAAGUAGUCAAGCUGAAGCUGAAUCUUUGAGAAAUGGGAGACCUAAUGAAUCUGGUCCUACAAGUUCUGCAGCCGUGCAUGAUAUUUGCCAAAGUAUAGAAAGAGGUGGCUCAAAGUGGCAGUCAAAAGGAAAGAGAAACUCAAGACAAACAAGUAGAGAUAGGAAACAUAACUCGAGGAAAUAUAUGAACGUUGAUGACUUAUCCAAUGCUAGUUUGGCAAGCAUAGGGUGUUCUGAUAUGCUAUGUCAUGUUUCGGACCUGAAAAGGAAUUGCAAUGGUAUUAGUGGUUCUGCUACAUUUGAUUACACAUUACAAGGAAAGUCCAAACAAGUUGCGGAAUUGUCUGAUGGACCGACUCAAAGGUCACUUCCUUAUCGGCAGUCUCGCUUCAUGGUACCUGCAAGAUAUCAGACAUCUGAUUCUAUUGCCCGCAAUACUUCAUUAUAUGAUGUCAAAGUUGAGAUUAAAGCAAAGUACCGGCCACAGCAUGUUCCGCUGGUUUCUUUAACGAGUAAAUUGAAUGGUAAAGCCAUUGUUGGUCACCCGGUCACAGUUAAGGCUUUGGAUGAUGGUUAUAGUGACAGACUGUUUGGCAGUAUGGAAUGUGAUCUUAGAGGCGGCAAACUUAGUUACGCAGUUCAACAAACUGCAGAAAUCGGAAAAAUCCCAGCCAGGCAUUUGGGCUCGCCAAAUUCUCCAAAAACAAAGAAAUCCGGACUACUGCAAAAAAAGACCAGGAAGUUAUCUUCACUGACUGGUCACAGGCAAUCCGAAGAGAGGAAGCUACCGGUAGAGAAAAGCGGUCCGGUAAUAGCUUGUAUCCCCCUUAAGUUAGUUUUCAGUAGGAUAAAUGAAGCAGUGAAUGGGUUAGCGCGACCAACACAUCGUGUGUUAAAAACCAAGUGAGACUUGAAUUUGUUUUUUGGCUAAAGUUGCAGUGAAUGGUAUCUUCAUGUGAAAUUAGCUCUAUAUCCUGUGUUUUAGUUCAAUUCUGCAGCCUCGUCACUGUUUCUCAUUAAUUUGGCCGCUCCAAGUGGGCAGCAUCUUUAAACUUGCUGUCCUCGAGUUCAAAUCCUUCUUGCAAUUCCUUGACGCUGCAUUGUUGUAGGAAGAGCAGUUGGUCAAUGGAUUCCGCAUUUCUCUGUGUAUAAUAGUGUUAACAUUAGUUGAGUUGUAACUGGCAUUAGGUAUUUUGAUGACCUAAUAUCUGGUUACUUAAUCUAUGAAUUCAGGUUGAAUC